Messenger RNA from Amphimedon queenslandica, 1398 nucleotides. Its product is annotated as phosphatidylcholine translocator ABCB4-like. The record is from RefSeq and is a predicted model, not a curated record. The transcript is spliced from 9 exons. Gene Ontology annotation, biological process: transmembrane transport. Gene Ontology annotation, cellular component: membrane. The annotation marks the transcript as partial. Gene Ontology annotation, molecular function: ABC-type transporter activity; ATP binding; ATP hydrolysis activity. Lineage: Eukaryota; Metazoa; Porifera; Demospongiae; Haplosclerida; Niphatidae.
UCAGCUCUUUAUGUUCUCUUCAGUGAAGCAGUAGAGAUAUUCAGUAACAUAGAUAGAGAUGAGGUCAUUAAACAGGCUCGACUAUAUUCAAUCCUUUAUGCUGUGGUUGGGUUUGUUGGACUUAUCAUUAACUUUGUAGCUACCUAUUCACUGUGUAUUGCUGCUGAUAGACUCACCACUAGAUUAAGGCAGAAGUCAUUUGAGACGAUUAUGAAGCAAGACAUGUCCUUCUUUGAUGAGCCACAGAACUCAGUGAGUAUAUUAACAGGACGACUAGCGAUUGACACCACUGAAGUCAAUCAAGCCACUGGUUUCUCAUUAGGUAUUACUGUCCGUGGUAUUAUCAAUCUUAUAACUAAUUACAUCAUCAUAUUUACCUUUUCAUGGCCCAUGGGGCUAGCGUCAUUAACGACGUUAGUAAUAUUUAUUUUAGUCGGAUUUCUACAGCUGACACUCACUAACCUGUUUGUGUUGAAGAGUCUGGAGCAUCAGGGGAGGAGUCUGAAGACGGCCAUUGAAGCUAUUGAUAAUGUUUAUACAAUAAUAUCACUUGGCAUUGAGAAGAGAUUGUUACAGAAGUACAAGGAUCAGCUUAAACCGGCUUAUCAUUAUGAUAUUCAAGGUGCCAUUAUCCAGUCUUUAUUAUUUUCCCUGGCUCAAUCUUGUGCUACUUUUGUACUCUCAGGAGGAAUGAUCAUUGGAGCUUAUGCUUACACUUCUCCUGGUACUGUCUAUUAUGCUGACAUUAGUGACAUCUUCAAAGCUAUCGGUGCAAUGCUGUAUGCUGGCUGGUUGUUUAAGGAGCUCAUCCGCUCACUGCCUGAUACCCAGUCGGCUCAAAUAGCAGCUUCAAGAAUACUAGCACUACUGGAGGAAAAACCCUCCAUUAACAUACCUAACCAAGGAGUGGAUAUCGCCACAAAAUUUCAAGAAGAUUACGCUAAGCUUGCAUUAGAUGAUAUUCAUUUCUCUUACUCGUCUCGUCCUGGUGUGGUGGUACUACCAGGCCUGAGUCUCACCGUUAAACCAGGAAAGACUCUCGGGAUAGUAGGACCGAGCGGAUCAGGAAAGAGCACCAUACUAUCGCUUGCCGAGAGAUUCUAUGAUCCUGACCCUGAUUCAGGAACAAUAGAAUUCAACAAUAUCAAUAUCAAUAUCUUUGAGAUCUCAUCUCUCCGGAGACAGAUGAGUCUAGUACCACAGGACCCAGUUUUAUUUGACAUGUCUAUUUCUGAUAAUAUUCGUUAUGGGGCUUUAUUUAGAAAUGACAUUACUGAAGAUGAAGUCAUAGAAGUGGCUAAAGUUGCUAAUAUUCACGAGUUCAUUAUGUCAUUGCCUCAUGGUUACCAGACUAUGGUUGGUAGUAGAGGCACUCAACUAAGUGGCGGCGAGAAGCAA